Molecule: messenger RNA, 286 nt
Organism: Zalophus californianus (California sea lion)
Lineage: Eukaryota; Metazoa; Chordata; Mammalia; Carnivora; Otariidae
Product: ATP synthase subunit ATP5MPL, mitochondrial-like
Exons: 1
Coding region: 34-216 (60 amino acids)
Cellular component (GO): mitochondrion
Source: RefSeq, a predicted model, not a curated record
UGCGGCGGGCCAAGCCGGGGUUCUUGCGCCGAGAUGCUUCAAAGCCUUAUUAAAAAUGUUUGGAUCCCCAUGAAGCCCUACUAUACCCAGGUUUACCAGGAGAUUUGGUUAGGAAUGGGGUUGAUGACUGUCAUCAUUUAUAAAAUCAGGAGUGCUGAUAAAAGAAGUAAAGCUUUGAAAGCUUCCAGUCCUGAGCCUGCUCAUGGCCAUCAUUGACCGGCUGUACUUGGAGCACAUGUCCCAUGGAGCAUCAGUCUGUAAAUCUCAGCGCGCUGUUAGAUGGGAA